CUCACACGGUCACUAAGUCCUGCCUACAAGAGGAACUGGACUCCAUCCUGGAUUCUGUGGUGCAGAACAUCUCAACCUACUUGCUCAAAGCUUAAUACCCCAGCAGGAGGCGUCAGUGAGCCGCGGGCGGAGAAUGACAGAGGAGGCCAACAUCAGCUGCUUGCUGCACCUCACCACCGACCACCUCUACUUCAAGAAGUUUAAGUCGGUGAAGGCGGUCGUUGCUCAGGUGGCUUCAUACAUGCGUGCUGUCAAUGACGUGUACGACAAAGUGGAGUUUGAUGGAAUCAAGCUGAUCCACUUCAAACUGAAGUCCCUCACUGUGAUGAGCGAGGAGAAGAAGAAGGAUCCUCUGCAUCCUCUCUACAUCGGACCAGAGAAGCUGCUGAGUCUCUACUCGGAAAACAACUGGGGCAACUACUGCUUGUCCUACCUCUUCACCAACCGAGACUACAGCGGCGUGCUCGGCCUCGCUUGGGAGGGCAAGCCUGGUAACUCAGGAGGAAUCUGCUCCAAAUACACCACCCUGCAUGACGGCCGCAAGUCCACCCUCAACACAGGCCUGGUCACCAUUCAGAACUACGGACAGUUCCUGCCGCCCCGGCACGUCCAGCUGACCUUUGCUCACGAACUCGGACACAGCCUCGGCUCUCCGCACGAUGAAGGCUCAAAUUGUGGCAAGCUGGGCUCCUGGGGUGGACAGGGCAGGUACCUGAUGUUCCCACAGGCCACAGACCAGGUGAGGCCAAACAACGACAAGUUGUCCACCUGCAGCAUCCGACGCAUCAACGCCAUGCUGCGCCUCAAAAAGGACGACUGCUUUGUGGCCAGCGAUCAGCCCAUAUGUGGCAACCAGAUGUUGGAGGAGGGCGAGGAGUGCGACGUGGGUCACGAUGACUCGGACCCUUGUUGCUACAGCGCUAAAGAGGCAGUGGGGGUCCAGUGCCGCCUCAAGCCGGGCAAAACGUGCAGUCCCAGUCAGGGUCUGUGCUGCAGCCAGGACUGCAGGUACAAGGCAACAGGUGAAAGCUGUGAUGAGGAGACAGACUGUCAGGAGGAGGGGCUUUGUUCAGGUGUUUCCUCUCUGUGCCCGGAGCCACACCCCAAGGAGAACCUCACCGUCUGCAGUCAAGGGACACGCAUCUGCCUGAAAGGGGUGUGUGCGGCGUCCAUCUGCGUGAAACACCACUUGGAGCAGUGCGACUGUCCGGGUGACUCCAAGAAGGAGAAAUGCCACAUGUGCUGCCAACAGCUGGAUAAGCCCGAGACGUGUGCCAGCACCACCUCCUCCUUGUUGUCCCGUCACUUCCAGAGAAAGGCUUUACCCCUGGUGGGCGGGGCUCCGUGCAUGGCCAACCAAGGCUACUGCGACAAAUUCCACGUAUGCCGCCUGCUGGACGCCGACGGCCCCAUCGCCAGACUGAAGAACUCCUUCCUCAAUCUGGAGCACUUUGAGGACGUGGGAGAGUGGAUGAAGGCUCACUGGUGGCUCAUCCUGCUGGCCAUCCUCACACUGGCAGCCAUCAUGGGAAGCACCGUCUGCCUCUGUGGGAAAAGUCUGGACACCAGAACCCUGCAAUGACUCACUCACCUUUCAUUCAGGAAGUCUGGACACCAGAAACCUGCAAUGACUCACUCACCUUUAAUUCAGGAAGUCUGGACACCAGAACCCUGCAAUGACUCACUCACCUUUCAUUCAGGAAGUCUGGACACCAGAACCCUGCAAUGACUCACUCACCUUUCAUUCAGGAAGUCUGGACACCAGAACCCUGCAAUGACUCACUCACCUUUAAUUCAGAUGACCCAUCAUGGAAUUGAUCCGGGAUCUUCACCAAUGACCUGAAGAUGGAACUAAUACACGUAACUUAACGUUCACUUGAACUUCCAAGUCAACAUUGUCACACUGCUUUUGUUACAGCCUGCAAGAGUCAAUAAAAU
Entelurus aequoreus (snake pipefish) is the source of this 1938-nucleotide messenger RNA. RefSeq names its product disintegrin and metalloproteinase domain-containing protein 10-like. The record is from RefSeq and is a predicted model, not a curated record. The coding region runs from base 134 to 1582 and encodes 482 amino acids. Gene Ontology annotation, cellular component: plasma membrane. Gene Ontology annotation, biological process: Notch signaling pathway; membrane protein ectodomain proteolysis. NCBI's taxonomy places the organism in Eukaryota, Metazoa, Chordata, Actinopteri, Syngnathiformes, Syngnathidae. The transcript is spliced from 12 exons. Gene Ontology annotation, molecular function: metalloendopeptidase activity.